Messenger RNA from Prunus armeniaca (apricot), 1116 nucleotides. NCBI's taxonomy places the organism in Eukaryota, Viridiplantae, Streptophyta, Magnoliopsida, Rosales, Rosaceae. The record is from the annotation of a GenBank genome assembly.
AUGGAGCAUGAGGCGCAUGCUGGUCUUGGAGCUACCUGGCCUGGGCUAGAGUUGGCAGGCGGAGAGGCGCUGGGCCUUGCGCGUCGUGGGCUUGCGCUGGGCAAGCAGGCCGUGCGUGCUGGAGCUGGAGAACCGGGCCGCAUGUGUGCUGGGCUGCGUGCGCUGGCGGGCUGCUCGCGCUGGGCUGGAAGGACUGACGGUGUUCUUGGAGUUUCUGAAGUGUACAAGAAGAGGUUUGUAGCCAACCUGCACCGCGUUACAAAUGAAGAUCAAUUCCAGAGGUGGCGGGCUGCUUAUGCUUCUGCAAUUCCUGAGGAUGUGCAUAUCAAGCUGGCGAAGCCUUUGACUGACAACAUGCCUUGCGUGGAUGCGAAUGAUCCAAAUGCGAGAAUCAUCACCUUCCGUCCCUUUUACUUCUCCUUGGGCUUCAAAUUCCCGUUGUCGAAGCUCUUCAAGGAGGUGUUUUGCGCCAUGGGGUGUGCUCCGAGCCAGUGUACUCCCAAUGUUUAUCGGGCGAUCAUGUGCUUCAAGGAGUAUGCCCAACUUCGCAACUGCAAUGUCAAGCUGUUUGACAGUCUUAGUCAAGGAGAUCACGUGUGGCAUGAUGAUGUGUUGGAAGUCAGCGGACAGUGGGAAGGCGAUGUUGGUGAUGGUCCCCUUGUUCCCCUCACCUAUUGCAAUUUGGAUGACAUCAGCAAGAAAUUGGAGCUUGAGCCUGACAUGGCUAAGGUCAGCCGCUCUUUGAACAUCCCCCAAAAGUUCCGUGAGUGGCGUUGGCUGUUGAGCGAGUAUCGGGAUGAGGACGGUGGUCUGCCCCUAGCCGAGGAUGUCGAAAGAUGGAAGCAGAAUGGUCCGGACCCUGAUGAUCUGUCUGCUGAACAAGGGGCAUGCUCUGCUGAACCCCCACAAAAAAGGAAGGCUGAAGUCAAGUCUCCGAGAACUCAAGCUACCUCUUCACGGGCGAGGAACGUGUCUCCAUUGAGAAAGAAGCCAAAGCUCCCUUCUGCUGAGAAGAUCCAAGUAGGAGUUGUUGUCACACCCCAACCCUUGGAUUUACAAAACCUUGGGUUACGAUGUGAUUCACAUCUUAAUUAUAGAAUUGAAUACAAACUAUAA